CAUCUCAGCAACGUAAUCGCAAUGUUGAAAUCGAUCGCGUUGUCGUUCCUAACCCUUUCUUUGGGCGUCAACUAUGCCGCAGGCCAGUCGUCAGAGUUCGACUACAUCGUAGUCGGCUCUGGACCUGGUGGUGGGCCUUUAGCCGUUGAAUUGGCCAAAUCCGGGCAUUCGGUGCUUCUUCUGGAGGCUGGAUCCGACCUUACUGAUGACCCAUUAUACCAAAAUAUCGGGCGAGCUCUUGAAGCAAGCAAUGACCCUAGAACCAGAUGGGAUUUCUUCGUAAAACACUCUGAUGAUCCCGAGAGGGAGCUUAAGUACAAGCAUAUGACUUGGCGCACGACCAAUGGGUCUUUCUAUGUCGGACUCGAUCCCCCUGAAGGUGCCGAACAACUCGGAAUCUACUAUCCGCGUGCCGCAGUAUUAGGCGGAUGCGCAAUGCAUAAUGCGGCCGUCCUUCAUUUGCCUAGCGAUGAUAACUGGAAUUAUAUCGCUGACAUCACUGGAGAUGAUUCGUGGAGAGCUUCCGAGAUGAAGAAGAUUUUCGAAGAGAUUGAAAAUAACCAUUACUUAGAGAACGGGACGGCAGGUCACGGCUUUUCAGGAUGGUUAGACAGUAACCAGGAUGAUGGAUCAUGGUUUCCAACUAACGCCACAGACGGAACGAUGCUGUUGAGAGCCAUUGCAGAAUCCUCCGGUUCCUUUGGAAAUAGUACCGGUUCCGCAAUUUCCGACACAGAUCUCAAGACGCUCCUACAUAGAGACAUCAAUGGACCCGAGCCAGACCGCGACCAACUAGUCGGUGUAUUUGGAAUGGCAACCCAUUCCGACGCCGAUAAUCACCGCUUCAGUCCCGCCAACUACAUCAAGAAGGCGCUUGAAGAGAAUCCUGAUCUUCCACUAACCGUCCAGCUCAAUUCAUUCCUCACUCACAUCGAAUGGGACCAACUCCGGGACUUUGAGCCACCAGCUGUUAUGUCGAUCAACUACGUCGUCGGUCCCAGUUCAUAUAAAGCUGAUCCUCGGUAUGAUCCGAACCGAAACACCACCACUGAAUUCGCUUGGGUUGGCAAGGAACUGAUCAUCGCUGGUGGGGCUUUCAACACUCCCCAAAUAUUGAAACUUAAUGGCGUUGGUCCAGCCGACGAACUUAAAAAACAUAAUAUCAGUGUCGUAGCAGAUGUUCUGGGCGUUGGCGCAAACCUUGGAGAUAACUACGAGGGUGGCGUUUUAUCCAUGGCAUCCAAGCCAUUCGAGCACUUCGGCGGCCGUUAUGUCGUCCAGUUGAAGACAUCUGCUUCAGAAGGAAAUAGGGACAUCUUCCUUUGGCCUCUGAACGGCGCGUUUGAGGGUUUCUGGCCCGGGUACCCCGCCAACUAUGGUCCAAAUGCGUUCAGCAUUGCAUAUGUCCAUAUGGAUCCACGGAGCACAGGUAGAGGUACUGUCACCUUACGCUCUGCGGAUCCGUUUGAGACUCCUGAGAUCAACUUCCGCUUCUUUGAGGAGGAUAGCGAUAAGGAUUUCCAGGCUAUGCUUGAAACUGUCAAAUUCGGUCAGAAAUUGACGACCCUUUUCCCAGAAAGCUCGGGUUUGGCACCAUUCGAAGAGCUACACCCUUGCACCAACGGCACUGUAUGCACCGAUAAAGACAUCAUAGAGUAUGAAAAGUUGGAGGCUUACUCGCAUCACGCAAGCGGUACAUGCGCUAUUGGGAACGUUUCCGAUCCAAUGUCGGUUCUCGACUCGAAGUUCCGCGUGAAGGGUGUUAAGGGACUUCGCGUUGUUGACGCUUCGGUCUUCCCUAAGCCUCCUGGUGCAUUCCCGGUUCUUCCAACAUUCAUGAUAUCGAAGAAGGCAGCGAAGACUAUCUUGGGAGGCUUCUAAGGGGGGAAUUAAAUAGUUCCCCACGAUAACCAGACACAGGAAUGGAUGAAUGGGGACUGGAAUCUUUUUGUGUGGUCACUUGGUACCGGCGCCCAAAGUCGGGAUGCUUAGUAAGACAAGCCACCCCCUUUUUGCACAUAUUCAGGGGUUCAUUCGAAAGGGAGAUCAAUCCUGACACUAUCGCCCUUUUAUAACAAGUUCUGCGAUCUAUUUGAUC
Hypoxylon trugodes is the source of this 2098-nucleotide messenger RNA. RefSeq names its product GMC oxidoreductase. NCBI's taxonomy places the organism in Eukaryota, Fungi, Ascomycota, Sordariomycetes, Xylariales, Hypoxylaceae. Bases 22 to 1881 code for a protein of 619 amino acids. The transcript is spliced from 2 exons. The record is from RefSeq and is a predicted model, not a curated record. Gene Ontology annotation, molecular function: flavin adenine dinucleotide binding; oxidoreductase activity, acting on CH-OH group of donors.